AUAAAAAGAUGAAUUCUGACGACCAGCGACCUUAUGUUCUGGUCCAGGGCUAUCACUACCAUUAACCGUUGGACCUCGCGCAAUGCCUUCUAACUAUAUGUUGAAUAGCCCGUCUCUGCCAUUAGCGAAGGUCAUCCAUGUGGAUACAAGAGGCGCAGUCAUACUGUCGGAAGAGUCGCCUGAGACGAGGGACAGUCGAGGAAUAUACCUUCCAAAUCACAUAGAGCCAGUGUCCCAUAUCGCAGUAGACAUCGGCGGUUCUCUCGCCAAAGUUGUGUACUUUACAAGGUCCUCAGAGCCCCCCUCGUCGCCCUCUGUAGCCGCCACCCACGGCUCCAGCUCGUCCAGUAAUAUAUCCACGCCACGAUCCAUCUCCCCGUCCAAUGAAGCCAAUCCCUCCUCUUCUUCCCCGUCCGGCUCCUCACACGUCAAGCUCAGUGGCGCCCUAACACCGCUGGUCCUCGAUGCUCAAAACCACGGUCUCAGUGGUCUUUCCAGCUUGGACAGCAAUGGGCUUCUCCGCGACUCCAUGCUCCGGCGAACUUCCCAACACUUCCCAGGUGGAUCCCUCAAUUUUGAGAGGUUCGAGACAGACAACAUCCAUGAAUGCGUGGCGUUUAUCCAGGAGCUAAUAGAGCGCUCAGCAAAAGUGAACGACGUGUCGAUAGAGGACAUGCGCACGGGCGUGAAGAUCAUGGCCACCGGAGGCGGAGCGCACAAGUUCUACGAUCUGUUCAAGGACCAACUGUGCGUCGAGGUGCGACGGGAGGACGAGAUGGAGUGUCUUAUUGAAGGAUUGAAGUUUAUCACCCUCAUCCCAGACGAGGUGUACUAUUUCUCCGAUGAGCUCAUUCAGAGCGUGUCCCACUCCACACCAGUCAAAAAUGGCACCAACGGCGUGUUUGAGCGACCCAGUCCCAAUCCUCCGACGUAUGCUGUAACAUUCGAGUCGCACCCAACACCUCAGCUGCCGUGUCUACUGGUGAACAUCGGUUCCGGAGUCUCUAUCAUCAAGGUCGACGAGGAUGGCAAGUUUGAACGUGUCAGCGGUACCAGUCUGGGCGGCGGAACCCUGUGGGGACUACUCAGUCUGUUGACACCAGCGACGACAUUCGAUGAGAUGCUUAGAUUCUCGGAGAAUGGCGAUAAUGCCUCGGUCGAUAUGCUGGUCGGUGAUAUCUAUGGACAGGAUUAUUCCAAGCUCGGCUUGAAGUCGACAAUGAUUGCUAGUUCCUUUGGCAAAGUGUUCAAGAAAGGUGGCGAAAAGGGUAAAUUCACAGCGGAAGACAUCAGCAAAAGCCUGCUUUAUGGUGUCUCGAACAACAUUGGACAAAUUGCAUACAUGAAUGCUGAAAAGUACAAUCUGGAGAGGAUCUACUUUGGUGGAUGUUUUAUUCGAGGACAUGCUGCUACAAUAAUGACUUUGUCUUAUGCGAUCCGGUUCUGGAGCAAGGGUACGAAACGUGCCUUAUUCCUACGUCAUGAAGGAUUCUUGGGAGCUAUAGGAGCGUGGCUGAAGAACAUGACCCCGGAAGAUGUCUGAGGAAGGAAAGAUACCUCUGGAAUUUGCGUAUUUAUUCUUUACCCUACAUUAUUAUUAACAGGCUGAUGCCAUUGAUAUUAAUACGCAUCAGUCUCGUGCUAGUGUUCAGUCCGACAA
Messenger RNA from Guyanagaster necrorhizus, 1660 nucleotides. RefSeq names its product fumble. The transcript has 7 exons. Lineage: Eukaryota; Fungi; Basidiomycota; Agaricomycetes; Agaricales; Physalacriaceae. Gene Ontology annotation, molecular function: pantothenate kinase activity; ATP binding. Gene Ontology annotation, biological process: coenzyme A biosynthetic process. Gene Ontology annotation, cellular component: nucleus; cytosol. The coding region runs from base 83 to 1543 and encodes 486 amino acids. The record is from RefSeq and is a predicted model, not a curated record.